This is a messenger RNA of Pseudomassariella vexata, 969 nucleotides long. RefSeq lists its product as uncharacterized. The record is from RefSeq and is a predicted model, not a curated record. Lineage: Eukaryota; Fungi; Ascomycota; Sordariomycetes; Amphisphaeriales; Pseudomassariaceae. The coding region runs from base 1 to 969 and encodes 322 amino acids. Gene Ontology annotation, molecular function: protein binding. The transcript is spliced from 4 exons.
AUGAUUGUGGGCGAGUCCAUCACGCACGGCUGGGAAGGCGACUAUACGUGGAGGUCCCGUCUGUGGGAGUGGUUCCAGACAACGGGUGUCAAUGUCGACUUCGUAGGGCCGUAUACUGGCACCAAGCUUCCAGUUGACGAUGCGAAGAAACCUAUCAGGUCGCCCAAGCAGAGUGAUGACACUCUAAUUACGAUGACUCCUGAUAAUGACGGGGGAUAUGCAGCGGACGUUUCGCCUGAUUUCGAUAAUAAUCACUGUGCCGUCUGGGGCCGCCAGAUAGAAAAAGUCAAGGCGAGAUCAGGAGCAAACUUUCGUCGACAAUGCACGCGCGGCAAACACCCCAAUCUGAAGUUCGCUCUGGCCAAUGUCCCGCAGCGGUCUCUUAUAAAAGGGAGUGAGGAUAUUCCCAUCAAGACGGACCAGUACAAUGAGCUUCUAGCCGCUGCGAUUCUGAAGUGGAGUUCGGAAGUGUCUCCUGUGAAGUUAGUUCAGCUUAGGGAGAACUACAGUUCUCAAGUCAAGCCGAUGCAUGAACAACCAGUCCCAUCUAGGCGAGCCAGAACCACGACGGCCUGCACCCAAACGCAAUGGGCGAAUACCAAAUCGCGCAAUCCUUCAGCCAAUAAAGUCCUCUCCAUCCCAAACUACAUGCCCGAACGACCCUGCGCCGCGCCCCUGAAAUUGCGCGCGGAGCCAGCAGCCGAGGCGACAAAUGUCACCUGGGACACGUUGUACGGCGCGUUCUACGGCGCGUUCGGGUACGAUCUGCAGACGCGGAAGGCAGGGGAGAAUUGGCGCCACUUCUCGUUUUCGAGUCUGACGAACCAUUAUGAGACGGUGUGGACGGUCGAUGGGAAGAGAUGGGAUUUUAGAGUGAGGACAAUGUGUGGGGAGGGGAUUGAUUCCGAGUGGUCCGAGGUGGUGUCGGCUACUGGGGUGAAAGGGGGGGCGGGUUCGAAUUCGAGGUAG